Megachile rotundata (alfalfa leafcutting bee) is the source of this 2111-nucleotide messenger RNA. RefSeq names its product translocation protein 1 (gene Trp1). Gene Ontology annotation, cellular component: endoplasmic reticulum membrane; endoplasmic reticulum. The record is from RefSeq and is a predicted model, not a curated record. Gene Ontology annotation, biological process: post-translational protein targeting to membrane, translocation. Lineage: Eukaryota; Metazoa; Arthropoda; Insecta; Hymenoptera; Megachilidae.
UUAUAAAUAUAUAAAAUGGUUGGUCGGUGUGAUUAUCACGCCUGUGCUUUAGUUGACUAGAUAAGAUUGAGCGCGCAAGCGCAAAUCAAAAUUUACAACAUGGCGGAACGUAGGAAAACCAGGAAGCGUAAAGAUGAAGUAUCAAAUGUAGAUAAUGAAGUUGUUCAAGAAAAACCAUCUAAAGGAGAAUAUGCAGUAGCUAAAUGGAUUCGUAACAAUGUACCAUCAAAAAAGACGAAGUUUGACAGAAAUCACAAUGUUGAAUACUUCACUGGUUCACGUGCAGUGGAUGCUCUACUGGAAAACUCACCAUGGAGUAAAACCAGAUUUGAGACACGUGAACAAGUUACAGAAUUUCUUGACUUGAUGUUACGACAUAAAUUCUUUCAUAGAGCUAGAAAGGUAGUAAUAUCUGAGGAAGAGUUAUGUAAAAUACGUGGAAUAAAGAAAAAACCUAAGGAUCCCAAGAAAGACAAGAAAUCUACUGAGAAAGAUAAAGAAGAAUCUAAAGAUGCAACAGGUGGAAAAGAUAGCGACGAUAAAACUGAGGAGAAAAAGAAAAAACCAAAAGUACGUCUAGAAAUGCACAUGGAACAAUAUUUUGUCGAUUGUAAUGAUGCUUAUGUUUGGAUAUAUGAACCAAUUCCUAUAUACUACUGGUUUUUUGGAACAUUGGUAGUCUUAGGAGCAAUUGGUGUAUGUCUCUUCCCAUUAUGGCCCUUAACAAUCCGUCAUGGUGUAUACUACUUAAGUCUUGCGGCAGCAGGAUUCCUCGUAUUCAUUUUGACAUUAGGAAUUAUUAGAUUGAUUGUCUUCUGUCUUUUAUGGGUUCCAACACUUGGAAGAUGUCAUCUCUGGCUCUUGCCAAAUUUAACAGCUGAUGUUGGAUUUUUCGCUUCGUUUUGGCCACUUUAUCAAUACGAAUAUUAUGGUUCUACUGAGAACAAUAAAAAAGCUAACAAGAAAAAGAGAAAGAAAGAAAAAGAUUCUGAUACAGAAGAUGCAUCAUCAACACAUUUAGAAGAGAAAUCUAGUACAAAAGAAUUAUCUACAGAUCAUAUUCAAAUUGAAGAAAUUACAGUUAGUGAAGACAAAAAGCUUCCUUCAUCUGAAUUGGUAGAAGGUGAAGAGGGUAGCGAAGGUUCGGAAAGCGAAAAGUCUAAUACAGGUCGGGAUUUUGUGAUGCUUUAGAACAGGAACUCUUGGCAAUAAAUAGUUUCCCUUUAUCUCCAGCAACUGCCGUGUUAAUCAAUGGCUGAUUCUCGUCAAUUCUGAUUAAAUGUAAUAUAAUUUCUUACAUAAAUGAAGGAUUUAUGUUUCACUGUUAUAUGCUCGAAAUAUGUACAAUUUAUUUUAUUAGAAGAAAAGACAGGAUAUUAAUAACAGUCACGGCAAGAAAAAGAAGCGGUAUAUAAAUUUAGCAAAUUGAUUUCGUUUAACUCGCUUACAUCAAUAUCUUUGCAUUUCUUGCAUUUAAAAUAUAAUAGCCAAUUGAACAAGAAAAUCGCAUCUAUAUUUUAAAUAAAAGAAAUUUUUGUAAAUUGUGGUACGGAAAUGUACCACUUCUGAGAUUCCAGUUAAGUAUGUAUUUCUAUUUAAAUAAUUAUCGACUAGUACUUUUAGAUGUUCACAUAAUGCAAAAAUUUACGUUGGAACGUAUAAUUACGUUAAUGCAGGUGCCUGAGGUUUAUCUGUUACUCACAGUCCAUUUUUAAUGUUUUAAAUACAUUGAAAUGCAGUAUUUUAUUAGUGAUAAUAAUACAUAUAAAAUUUCCGUAAUAUUGAUUUUCUCAGGUUCCAUAAAUGUACAAAGCUGGAUAAAUAGAAUCUCCGUGAACAAGACUAAAAUUAUUUCGAUCAAUUGUUACUCUGCCCGUGAGUUCCUUUUUAGCAGAGAAAAGACUUGAUAUUUCACAGAUUUCAUACAACAAAUUGUAAUUUAUAUUUUUAUGUAAAAAUUCCAAUGGUAAUAGUUGUUAUUACUAUUAUUAUUGUAACUAUUAUAUUAAUAUUAUUAUUAUGGAAUAUCGGUUUGAAUCAUUGUAGGUACACGGAUCGUGAUUUUACCUAUAUUGAAAUAAAUCAUGAAAAAACAUGGAAUUAUAAACAUA